GUCAGACUUUAUCGAGUAUUCGAGUCCCUUAGUGAUUUUUUCCUUAUUUAAUAAUCUAAACGAAUUACAAAUUCUAUAAGCUUUAGAAAUUGAUCCAGACAAUAGCUAAAAUCCCAUGAUCAAUAUAGGGCCAUGGGAAACGGAACACAAUGUGUUUUCCCAUAAAUGUAAGGUACCUACACUUGAGGUUGUUCAGUCGUUUCGUACUGAGGAAGCGGUUAGCUGCGCGCACGCAGAAAAAGUAUAAAAAGUUCGGAGGCAAACUCAAAGUGUCAUGGCGAAAGCGGUGAUAUGGUUACUAAUCCAGUUCCUCUACAUCGGAAGCAUAUCACCACAAAGGUUGGAAGUCAAAUACACGAACAGUUCAAGAAUAUGCAAAGGGGAUCUCUUUAAAACCGUUGCCGACCUGAAGAACUUGGAAGGAUGUGUGGUUGUCGUGGGCAGCGUCGAGAUAUUUAUAGAGAAAUCGAACGCGGAUAGCUUUACAAAUAUGACGUUCUAUGAUUUAAGAGAGAUAACCGAAUAUCUCCUGAUUUAUCGGGUAAGAGGUCUGGAGUCUGUCGGCCAACUGUUUCCCAACCUCGCCAGAAUAAGAGGGAUAAGGUUGCUAAACAACUUCGCUUUAAUCGUGUACGAUAACUCCAAUCUCACAGAGAUUGGACUCUUUAGCCUUGUCAAAAUUGACAGAGGAGGUGUGACUAUGUGGGCGUUACCACAAGCCUGCUUCGUUGACACCAUUGACUGGAAAGUAUUAGCUCCUAGAGCUCGGCAUGUGAUCAGUCCUCCCUUAAUCGAUAUCCCUAUGAGGCAGAUCCAGUGCAGCGUUCCCUGUUCUUGUUCAAGUAAUGCUGCCACAAAUCGUUGUUGGAAUAAUAAACGAUGCCAGAUAUUCCUGGACGGGCCAGAUGCUGAUAAAUGUAACGAUCAGUGUCUUGGAUGUCGUAAAACAAACAAGGACGCUUGCUUUGUUUGUCGCAAUUUUACGUAUAAAGGAAAAUGUUUGGCAGAGUGUCCACCUCACACAAUCCUUCUUCCCGACAGCCAGUAUUGCAUCACAGUGGAUGAAUGUUUUGAAAUUGGUCGGUGGGUGUUCAACAACACCUGUGUGUCCGAAUGCCCCAUGGACUACAGGAUUAAAAAUGGUACUAAACGCAGACCCACCAUUUGUGAACCUUGCACUCACUGUGAAAUAACUUGCGGUAGCCUCAAAAUCCAAUCUUUAAGCUCAAUCCAAAGCGCAGAGAAAUGUGUGUAUGUGAAUGGAUAUUUGGAAAUACACGUAAGAGCAAUUCCUGGCGUACUCGCAGACUUACGAACGUAUCUCGGUCAAAUUCAAGAAGUGUCUCAGUUUAUAUCAAUCGAAGGAUCUGAUAUAACAACACUUGAUUUCCUAUCAUCAUUGAAAAAAAUAAAAGGACAACAUCUAAAAGAUGACAAAUACAGUCUUAAUAUCCAUCGAAAUAAUAACCUACAAACACUAUUUACUGCAUCUGUAACUAAAAACGUUAUCAUCGAAGCUGGAACAGCAAGAUUUGAUCACAACCCAGUGCUUUGCAUGUCUAAAAUAGAUGAACUGAAAACUCGGCUGCCGAUACCACCAAGUGCUAUAGAUAUUCCAGAAGGUUCUAAUGGCUAUCGAGGGGCAUGUGAAGAAGUAAUUUUUGACUUCGAAAUUACACUAUCAAAGGAAUCUUCUGUUCUAAUACAGUUUUCACCAAUACUUGACCACAGUACACAUUAUACUGCAUUAUAUGUGCGUCUACCGCCAGGAGUCCAUACCACGGUGGUUCCUGAAACUUGUAGCGAGUUUGAAUGGCAUGCUAUUGACAUUCCUACAUUAUUUGAUAAGAAUUUUGGCGUUGUAGAACUCAAUGGUUUACAUGCUGCAUCAUCUUACGCCCUCUGUAUCGAAAUAUAUGAUCCUGAGAAGAAACGAUUGGUUAGAAGCAAUAUCUUUAACUUUACAACGCCUGUAGGAAUUCCAGAGCCACCGUUCAUAGUGGAGUUAGUUGCAUCUGCCUCAGACGUUGUUGUGUUACGAUGGGUCGAUCACAAAGAUUAUGUUCCUCAUAUCGAUUACUAUGAACUAGAUGUGACCCUGAUUGACAAUUAUUCCAGGACAUCAACAGUAGUAGACUAUUGUCGUUAUAAAGAAGAUUUAUUCGAUGCUGACUAUACUCGUCAUGCUUUAGUACGGAGGCCACCUCCAGAAUAUGCGAGAGGCUGUGAAUCAAUGUGUGGCAUAUUAUCGUCUGUCACUCCUGGUGCAAUGGUAGAGGAGUAUUUCGACGUAUGUGAUGAUUCUAAUUUCGAUUGUAAUAAUCAAGAAAGUAUAAUAUCAAGUAAUUCAAGUUUUGGCAACUACGUACGCACACUAGUAUUGUUAAAUAUAAGCAGCCCCAGAAACGAUUUUCAAGUCGGUGGUUUAGCACCCUUUAGUGAUUAUAAGUUUAGGUUAAGAGCUUGUUCCGGUGGACAUUGUAGUAGGUCAGCAAGGGGCGUAGUCAGAACUUUCAGUUUAAAAAAUGCUGACAUACCCUCUAUUAGCUACUUGCACGCGAACCAAUUUGGUUAUAUUUUUGUAAGGUGGAAUCCGCCAAAUGUUACAAAUGGACCAAUUUUAUCAUACUCAGUAGAAGUAUUGCCUAGAAUUAAUGUAAAUGACCUAAUGCCUCAAGUUUGGUGCGUGGCGGCAGAGGAAACAAGGAUCUUCGUUCAAUCUGUGAUAGUCUCCAAAUAUUUAGUUAGGGUGUGUGUUAAAACACUCGCUUCCAGUAAUUCUUGUAGUGAUUGGAUAAAAAUUACCAGUGUUACCGAGUCGAAGACGAUUCUACUGUGGAUCGGUGUGACUUGUGGGAUUUUGAUAUACAUCGCUUCGUUUGUUGUGGGAUGGCUCAAGAGAAGAUGGAGGCAUCGCAGCGAUGUAGUGCCAUUAGUCGAUAGUUCAUCUUCGUUACGUGUCGAGAGCGAGCCGCCGGCCAUGAUGCUAUCAGAUUUCGUGCCAUUUCAUACGAUACCUUUAGAUUAAUGCUGUAUUGUGAUACUGGUGUAACGGUUAUUGAAAAAUGUAUGAAUAUUUCUAAGCCUUAUUAUUUGGAAAAAGUUCACAAAAAAUUUGUUGUAUUUAAAAUAUUUCGUUAACAAUUUGUAUCAUCUAAUUGAACAUGUUGUCAAAAGAGUCAUAAUAUUCACUAAAACGUCCAUUUUAUUAAAACGAUAAUGGUUUUAAUUAAAUUGGUUUCAUGUUAUGUGCGGAACACUCGCGUCUGUCACUUUAUCAAAG
Spodoptera exigua (beet armyworm) is the source of this 3283-nucleotide messenger RNA. The record is from the annotation of a GenBank genome assembly. Lineage: Eukaryota; Metazoa; Arthropoda; Insecta; Lepidoptera; Noctuidae.